CCAGCGGGAGUGAGCGUAGGCGCCAUGGGGCUGAGCUACGGGCUUUUCAUCUGUUUUCUGCUUUGGGCAGGCACGGGGCUGUGCUAUCCCCCAACCACCACCGAGGAUAAGACCCACCCCUCGUUGCCAUCAAGCCCCUCUGUGGUGGUAGAGUGUCGGCAUGCCUGGCUGGUGGUCAACGUCAGCAAAAACCUUUUUGGUACCGGGAGGCUUGUGAGGCCUGCAGACCUCACCCUGGGUCCGGAGAACUGUGAGCCCCUGAUCUCUGGGGACUCAGAUGAUACGGUCAGGUUUGAAGUCGAGCUGCACAAGUGUGGCAACAGCGUGCAGGUGACCGAAGAUGCCCUGGUGUAUAGCACCUUCCUGCUCCACAACCCCCGCCCCGUGGGAAACCUGUCCAUCCUGAGGACCAACCGCGCGGAAGUUCCCAUUGAGUGCCGUUACCCCAGGCAUAGCAACGUGAGCAGCGAGGCCAUCCUGCCCACCUGGGUGCCCUUCAGGACCACAAUGCUCUCAGAGGAGAAGCUGGCUUUCUCUCUGCGCCUGAUGGAGGAGGACUGGGGCUCCGAGAAGCAGUCCCCCACUUUCCAGUUGGGAGACCUAGCCCACCUCCAGGCCGAAGUCCACACCGGCCGCCACAUACCACUGCGACUGUUUGUGGACUACUGUGUGGCCACGCUGACACCAGACCAGAACGCCUCCCCUCAUCACACCAUCGUGGACUUCCACGGCUGUCUCGUGGAUGGUCUCUCUGAUGCCUCUUCUGCCUUCAAAGCCCCCAGACCCAGGCCGGAGACUCUCCAGUUCACAGUAGACACGUUCCACUUUGCUAAUGACCCCAGAAACAUGAUCUAUAUCACCUGCCAUCUGAAAGUCACUCCAGCUAGCCGAGUCCCGGACCAGCUAAACAAAGCCUGUUCCUUCAUCAAGUCUUCUAACAGGUGGUUCCCAGUAGAAGGCCCUGCUGACAUCUGUAACUGUUGUAACAAAGGUAGCUGUGGCCUUCAGGGCCGUUCCUGGAGGCUGUCCCACCUAGACAGACCGCGGCACAAGAUGGCUUCCCGAAAUCGCAGGCAUGUGACCGAAGAAGCGGAUAUCACCGUGCCUCUGAUCUUCCUGGGAAAGGCUGCCGAUCGUGGUGUGGAGGGGUCGACCUCGCCUCACACCUCUGUGAUGGUGGGCAUAGGCCUGGCCACGGUGUUGUCCCUGACUCUGGCUACCAUUGUCCUGGGUCUCGCCAGGAGGCAUCACACUGCUUCCCGUCCUAUGAUCUGCCCUGUGUCUGCUUCCCAAUAAAAGAAAAAAAAUGAG
Felis catus (domestic cat) is the source of this 1311-nucleotide messenger RNA. RefSeq names its product zona pellucida glycoprotein 3 (gene ZP3). Gene Ontology annotation, molecular function: acrosin binding. The record is from RefSeq and is marked provisional. Gene Ontology annotation, cellular component: extracellular matrix. NCBI's taxonomy places the organism in Eukaryota, Metazoa, Chordata, Mammalia, Carnivora, Felidae. Gene Ontology annotation, biological process: egg coat formation; positive regulation of acrosome reaction; binding of sperm to zona pellucida.